Molecule: messenger RNA, 537 nt
Organism: Naumovozyma dairenensis CBS 421
Lineage: Eukaryota; Fungi; Ascomycota; Saccharomycetes; Saccharomycetales; Saccharomycetaceae
Gene: ADI1
Product: acireductone dioxygenase (Ni2+-requiring)
Exons: 1
Coding region: 1-537 (178 amino acids)
Molecular function (GO): acireductone dioxygenase [iron(II)-requiring] activity
Source: RefSeq, a predicted model, not a curated record
AUGAUAGAAAUAUAUGUUCAUGAUGACAAAGAUGAUAUAGACUUUAGACAGUCUCAUAAUUCGGGCGUAUCAGUAUCACCUGAGCGUAUCACUAAAUUAGGAAUAAUUGCUGGUCAUUAUAGAUCCAUUUGUGAGGUCAAUAACUUAGCUAGUGAAAGAAAUUACAAGAAUAGGGAUUGUAUUACUUUAAAUGUAGAAACUUUCAAUAAUGAAGAGGCGCAAUUACUUGCCAAAUUAAAUAUCUUCUAUGAAGAACAUUUACAUGAAGAUGAAGAGAUUCGUUACUGUGUUGAAGGAUCAGGUUAUUUUGACGUCAAGGACCCGACCAAUAACGAAUGGAUCCGUUGUAAACUGUAUCCCGGUGAUCUUUUGAUUAUUCCUGCAGGAAUUUAUCAUAGGUUUACACUUACCACGGACAAUUUCAUUAAAGCUGUAAGAUUAUUCAAAGAAGAACCAAAAUGGGAAGCUCACAAUAAAUCAACGGUAACAGAUCAAUUGCCGAUAAGGAAACAGUAUUUAAAAACUAUAAAACCUUGA